ACUUUCACGCCAUGGCUGCAGAGGAACAGGAGAAAGUAAAUGUCAUCAGAGACCUGUCAAACCGAGCUCUGCAGGAGUAUGAAGACCUGCAGAAAAAGAGUCAGACAGCAGUCAUGGAGUGCAGGAGGCUGGAGGAGGAGCGAGAUGAGGCCCGAAAGAAACUCUCUGAAUUCCAGCAAGUGUCUCAGAUGGUUAUUGAAGAGGUCAGUGCCAUUCAGGAGGACCUGGAGAUCGAGAGGAUGUGUAGAGAAAGUGCUGAAGCCCUGGCCUCCAAGUUGAACCGUCAAAACCGCUCUCUGAAGAGGAAGAGCAUGAUGAUGCUGUCCCACCUCAGCCCAGAGACCAUCACGCAGAUCAGCCUUGAAGAUGAUGAAGAAGAGGGUGAAGAUCCAGACACAGACAGCCAAGAUUGUCUCUCCCCCCGCUGCCGCACCAUCAUCUCAGAGCUUCAAAAUAAGGUGGAACUGACACUUGCAGAGAAAAAUCAGGCCAUCUCUGAUCUGGAGUCAGUUGCACGACAACUGAUGGGCACCAGAGAAGAACUCAUGAGAGAGAAACACGACAACACGCUUUUGAUUGCUGAGAAACUUCAACAAAAGAAGCACCUGGAGAAAUAUACCAGAGUGUCUCAGUCUGCUGUGGAGGAAUAUGAGGCUUUACAGGACACCCUGAACCUGGAGCAGAACCUAAGGACCGAGGCAGAGAACUUUGCCAGAGCAAUGCUGGUCGAGCAGAAGAUGCUGAAGAGACAGAGUCAGAUCCUGAUGCAGAGCUCCUCAUCUAAUCAAGCUCUACAGGAUGCCCUGGCUCAGGUUGCCUCUCUGACGGCGGAUCUGGAGACACAGCGGCUGGAGCACCAGAACCAGAUAAAGCAGAUGGAGGAAGGGUUAAGGAGCUGCGAGACUCAGAAGGAGCUGAUGGCAUUAAGGCGCAAACUGGAGAUGCUGGAGGAAGAUAAAAAAGAGUACAGCAAGAAAUGUUCAAAGGCUGAACAAGAGGUCAAGGACCUGAGGUUUUCAGUGGAUGAGCUCCAGAAGAAGCUGCAGGCAGCUACCAACCCACCCCCAGCUCCAGCUCCUCCACCUCCUCCUCCUCCACCACCACCUCCGGCCCCAUCUUCAGCCUCCAACCCUCUCAGUCGACUGCUGUCAGUUAUCAGGAAGAAGAGGGGCGUCAGUAAUGACAUCCCACUGGUUGAACAGGACUCGGCCAAGACGCCAGAGGUGGAUGCGAGGCAGCAGGCAGUGGAGGAAAUGAUGCAAAGGAUAAAGAAAGGGAUUCGGCUUCGACCUGUCAACCAGUCUCCAAUCAGGACGAGGAGACAGGUGGAGAGACCGCCAUCUCAGUCUGCCUUUCAGGAACUUAAAGGAAUCAUGGAGAAUUUCACCAGAACUCCACCUCAACCAAAGCCUGCGUUACCUCCUCCAACCCCAAACCCUGAUGAGGAGCUGCAGAAGAUCCUGCUGAGACGGCGAGAUGCCCUGGAGUCCUAAUGCAAUGCCAAUCCCACCUCCACCCCCACUGAGUGACCUGUAAAUGGACAGUUUGUUUAUAGCACUUAGUUUUUUUGACCACUCAAACAAGGUGCCACCAGCUUCUGACCAGCACCACCAGCCUGGUCCCAGUUUCCACAUGAGCACCUGCAUGUGGAGAAAUAUCUGUGACACUUUCAGAAACUGACACUAAGAUGUCAGAGGGGGUCAUGGAGGGAUUGAUGUUGGUUUUAUGGGAUUUCAUGUAUUUUUCUGUGACAACGGCUGAUGGAAAUCCUUUUAAACAAAUGUAAUAAAUUCUGGAUGGAUUUCCUGAUCAGAAAAAAACAAAGGUUUUGCAUCAUGUGAAAUAAAAGUUGAACUCAUUCUGAUUACGUGAGGUCCUUCACACUACAUUACCCACCAUGCAUUGCACACGCUAACAACAAACCGACCCGACAGACUCUGUACAAUCUGUAAAACGUGCCAUUGAACUGUUUAACCAUAUCAUGAUAAAACAGAUGUAUAUAUGGCUGCAUUUUUGUACAACUAGCCAGGCUUUACUUCUUCAUGUAUGGACACCCCUUAAACCAGAGAAUUAUAACAUAAAAAUAUCUGAAGUCUCAAACAUUAAAAAAAUUAACCAUCUAC
This is a messenger RNA of Melanotaenia boesemani (Boeseman's rainbowfish), 2123 nucleotides long. It is a transcript of the gene shtn1, whose product is annotated as shootin 1. The transcript is spliced from 16 exons. The record is from RefSeq and is a predicted model, not a curated record. Bases 12 to 1493 code for a protein of 493 amino acids. NCBI's taxonomy places the organism in Eukaryota, Metazoa, Chordata, Actinopteri, Atheriniformes, Melanotaeniidae.